AUGGCGAGCCGCGCCAUGUCGACAUCCAGCUCCCUGCUGGUCUUGUGGUGCUUGACCGGACUCUUCUUGGUAGUUCUGAACUUGUUGGGGUCCCAGCUGUCUCCGGAGAAGCCACUGGACACGACCUUCCCACGCACAGCGGAAUCAACCUUGGCUCUCAUAGACAACUAUGGCGACCGGGGCCGCUGGUGGUACAACUGGUACGAAUUGCUCGACCUCUUGUUCAUACCUACUUACGGGGCUGCUUUGUACCUCUCAAUCCAAGCGCUUGCACCCGAUCAGAUCAGAGGCAUUCUGGAGAAGGUGGUCCUGGUGACGUGUGCUGCGGACCUUCUCGAAGAUGGAGCGGCACUGACCCUCACGGACGCAUUGCGGACCAAUCACCUAGUUGCCACAGUCUCCGAUGUGGCGACCGGCAUCAAGUUUAUCGGCUUCACCGUUUGUCUCCUCGCCGUGGUUGUCCUAGCCAUCGCCCGCUGGAUCUCUCAGACGGGAUAUGGUGCUCUUGACGAAGACUCUUCCGAAGGCCAACACUGA
Symbiodinium sp. CCMP2456 is the source of this 537-nucleotide messenger RNA. NCBI's taxonomy places the organism in Eukaryota, Dinophyceae, Suessiales, Symbiodiniaceae. The record is from the annotation of a GenBank genome assembly.